GUCAAACGGCAAACAAAGAGCGCCUCCACCUCUCUGCUCCCCCAGCUGUUGUUGGGGAGGGCUUACGGCCGGCAGUAAUAAAGGGAGAGACGUCUCUGUUCCGCCCCCACAAACGCCGCAGACAGCCCUGACAGGCGGCAGACGAGUCUCGCUCUCUUCACAGCAGUGGCUCUGCGCAACAGACGACAGAGAGGGAGUCAGCUCUGCUGGCGUUCAGACGAGCUACAAGCGGAGGCUCAGCUGUUGACUCAGCGUGGGAAUUCUGCAUUAACGGCUGUCGCCUGCUUUGACACGUCUCUGAUCACCCUAGGAUUUACUGAAAGAGAAGAGAAACUCCCGGCUCGUGCUUCACGAUGGUCCUGUGUGAGGAUGGCGAUUGUAGCGUCUGCCUCCUGCCGUACUCCCGCACGGACAGGGUCCCCCGGGUGCUCCACUGCAGGCACACCUUCUGCCAACCGUGCCUGGAGACCAUAUCCCGGGCGAGGAGCGGGCUCCUGGCCGUGGCCUGCCCCCUGUGCCGCCGGGUGACCUGCGUAAGCCGAGGCCUCGGCCUGCAGGAGGCCCUGUGGGUCAACACCGAGCUGUGGGAGCAGAUACCACAAGACGUGGAGGCCGAGACGGUAGAGGAGGCGGGGGACGGACAGAAAGGAAGGGCCGAGGUGCAGAGGACGGAGGCUAAACAGACGCCCGCAUCGCAAGCAGAGUGCAUUUCCUCCAGGUCUGCCCCAUCCAGGCUCAAACUGCCGGCUUUCUUCAGGAGGUUCAGCUGGACGACGCAGCACAGAGAGACGAUCAUCCCUGACAGCAACGUAGAAAUGAAAUCCUGGCGCAGACUCUCAAUGGAUGACGUGAUUUAAGAAACGAUCGUCCUCAGGAUUUUCUGAUGGCCGAGAACCAACCGGACUCACCUUUGACAGAGGAAGGGAGGUUGAGUCGGCUGAAGAUCAGGAAUCCGUUUGCGUUCCCGUUGGGACAUUGUUCUGUCGUCAGCUGAAGGUGCCGGGUCUUCCCAUUAUUCCUUUCAGGCUUAAUUCUCCCAGCUGGUGCUACGGGAUUUAGUUCAGCUGUCCCAGUGGGGCUAACACCCCGACUCCCCCUCAGAACAGAUGGUCUGCUCCUCAUCACUCAACAUAACUUAUUCUUUUCCUUAUUUAUACUGGUUUGUUGGCAGAGUUUGUAAUUAAACUAUUUUUAAAUGA
Molecule: messenger RNA, 1199 nt
Organism: Fundulus heteroclitus (mummichog)
Lineage: Eukaryota; Metazoa; Chordata; Actinopteri; Cyprinodontiformes; Fundulidae
Exons: 4
Coding region: 354-857 (167 amino acids)
Biological process (GO): protein ubiquitination
Molecular function (GO): ubiquitin protein ligase activity
Source: RefSeq, a predicted model, not a curated record